Molecule: messenger RNA, 1858 nt
Organism: Musca domestica (house fly)
Lineage: Eukaryota; Metazoa; Arthropoda; Insecta; Diptera; Muscidae
Gene: beat-VII
Exons: 10
Coding region: 283-1815 (510 amino acids)
Source: RefSeq, a predicted model, not a curated record
UCAUUUAAUCAUUUAAUACUCUCUGUUCUGGGAGCCACAAAAGUAAACGAAUUUCCCAUGUAAAAAGUUUAUAGUAAUAAGUUUUGAUUGAGCUUGUGAUGUGUUGGAAAACCAAAACUAAUUGUGACCUCAUCUGUCAUCUGUAACGUCUUUCUACACCGGCAUCGUUACAAGGAUAUAUUAUUGGUCCAAUAGUAAUAUCGCUCCUAAAUAUUUAAAAACAAGAGUACAAGAGUGCAUCAAGAGUACAAAUUUCAAUAUUUAUAUAUAAUCUUUUGGUGAAUGUUGGAGUCCAUUCGUUUUUCAUUGAUCGACGGUCAUACGGAAGCUAAUGUACAGUUGAUUGUGCCGCGCUAUGUGGAACGUGGUACCAGUGCGACACUGGAGUGUCUACACGAUGUGGAUCCCAGUGUACUAUUUAAGGUUUCCUGGUUUAGGGAAGAAAUGAAAUUCUUUGAAUAUGUGAGUGGCCGCAAGCCACCGUUUAAAAAUUUCACCUUGGAAGGAGCAACGAUUGAUCGUGGAAAUUCAAAUGCUUCCCAAGUGACGCUGGCCAAUGUCGAUUUCAAGCUGUCCGGCCAAUUUCAUUGCGAAGUAUCGAUGACAUCACCGCUGUAUACUAAAGCAUCUGGCGAGCAUUUAAUGAGUGUUUUUUUACCCCAAACUGGCCCACCGGUAAUUAGGUUUCGCAAACGAAGUCCAGUGGCUAUUGGUGAACGUCUAAUGGUUCUUUGCAAUACGACACGAGCUCGUCCACCACCGCACAUUACAUGGCUAAUCAACAACAAAAAGGUCGACGACAAAUUUAUACGCACCCAUCAUGUCUAUUCAAUCAGUGGCAAGACCCAUCGAAGGCCACCACCCGAACAAGAAUUCGAUAUACUGCAGGCUAAACAAAAGAAACAACAGCAUCAGCAACAAAAGCACAAUUUCGAUCCACAACAGCAACAAACUUCAUAUUAUCAACCCCCAUAUACUAUUUAUCAUCCGUAUCCAAUACCCCAUAUACCAGAUCGCUAUGACAAGAGUCGAAGUGGAAUAAGUCAUCACAGCCGUGGCAUAUCCAUUUACAACAAUCCCUUCAGUCCCCUGGCCAUCAUGCAUGACAUCGAUAUCGACGAUUACGAGAUCCAGCAGCAACAUCACGCGAACAACCACUACGACAAUAAACAUCACAUCGAGACGGUGAAAAAACAUUUUGACGGCAAGAAGCACAGCCGAAAUUCCCGCAAAUAUCGUCACGUACAUGACAAUCCGUUGGGCAUUAUACGCAACACAUUGAACAGUGGCGGCUUUGGUCCACAACCACCCAAUCUGAACAAUGAAUUGGGUAUUCCACCGAAUGCUGGACCGAUGAAUGCAUUUGCUGCCACCUACGGUAGCAGGCCAUUGUCACAUCCGGGCGGUGGUAGUGGCGUUGCAGCGGCUGCAGCUGCCGUUACAGAGGCUCAACAGGAGAAGGGAAUGUUUUCGGUCAGUCAGCUAAAUAUUGAAUUGACUGAAGAGCAUGUUUUGCCAAAUGGUAAAAUGGAAUUGACAUGUCUGGCGACAAUACCAUCGGCAGUUGGUCCCGGUGAAGAAUUUGCCGACUACAAGACAUACAGUAUAAAGGUUGAUGUUCAGCGCCUGGAAACGACAACAUUCUCCACAACAACACAAAGUAUAGGCAUGGCCGCAUUGGGCAAUGGCGUGACACCAUCAUCGGCAGCAUCAACGCACAGCAGAUACAGUUCUCAAAAGUUCAACCACAGUCUGUGGAUGCAGCUGUGUUUGGCAGUCAUCUUUACGCUGUGGUGCACGACACUGCGACAUUAAAGUGAUGGUGGUCAACAAACAACUAAACAAAAAAAUAAAUAAA